Molecule: messenger RNA, 1248 nt
Organism: Elaeis guineensis (African oil palm)
Lineage: Eukaryota; Viridiplantae; Streptophyta; Magnoliopsida; Arecales; Arecaceae
Source: RefSeq, a predicted model, not a curated record
UAAGAGGUUUUUUACGGGCGCUCAUCCCCACUUCGCUCCUCCCUUCCAAUCCUCAAUUCUCUCUCCACCUUUCCCUUCAUCUCUCUAGGGUUUCUUCCAGCUCCCAUGGCCGCAGUCGACGACCCCGAGGAGUCCCGCCGCCGCGCCUUGGAAGAGGAGGCUGUCCUCGCCGCCGCUCAAGUGCUUUUCAGUUUCCAAAACGCUCGUCUGCCUGAUCUGCCUCCGUCGGAGGAGGACGACGAGGGCCCGUCAGAGGUGGCGCCACCACCGCCGCCUCUGAGGUGGGGUUCGGUCAGGAAAAGGUCCCGGCAGAUGACGAGGGAGGGGAUACUGGAGGCGAGAAGGGAGGAGGCGGCGGCGGUGAAGAAGAAGGGGAAGAUGAGGGCCAGCCCGCCGUCGCCUCUGUACUACAGCGGCGGAUCCAGCGCGUCGACGAGCGGCGGGAGCGGCGGUGAUGAUGGGUCGAGCUCGCCUGAGAAGUUGGUGGCGGCGGAGCGGCCGAGGCCCGCCGAGCCCCACGCCGUGCGCGGUGACGGUCCUCAUCCAAUAAAGGUGGUUGGGAGCGAGCGGCCGCCGUUGGUUUUGAGAGUGCCGGCACCGAAAUCCAUCAGAUGGUCGGGGAAGAAAAAGACGAUCCCGGAGCUCCAGGCGUUGGAGAAAUCACUGCUGGAAGAAAGAGGAAAGCUCCAGAAGGAGGUUGAAGCGCGGCGGAAGGAUCACGAGGCGCUUGUGGCGGAGAACCGGAGGCUUAAGCUGAACUUGGACUUGCUGAGGACGACGGAUACAACUUCGGUGGUGCCCAUACAAAUGAAGCAGCAUGAAUCAUCCCACCAUUUUCCACCAUUGCCCGUACAGGGUUGCAGGGAUUUCCUCCUCCUACCUGAUCUCAAUGAGCCCUUACCGGUAAAUCUAGACUGACAUGUUGGGACUUUAUAAAGGCAGGGACUUGCUAACUCAUUCGUGUACUGCGAAUAACCCCAACUGUACAUAAAAAAGAGCCCGGUGGAGGUCAUUAAGAACAGUGAAGGUUUGAUAGCUGAUAAAGAGGACUUAGAAAGUAGUUUUAGUAUCUGAAAGGAGCACCAGAGAAGAAACUCUUAACUUAUUUGUUUGUUGGUUAUUUAAUGUCCCUAUGUUUCUGCAGAAAUAACAUAUUUCUCCUUUCGGGUAAAAUGUAAUUAUUUCAUUAAUAUAAUCCAAGUAAUUUUGGGAAGACAAUGAAUUGAUUUGUUUUGUUUUUUUUGAAAA